Trypanosoma brucei brucei TREU927 is the source of this 2625-nucleotide messenger RNA. RefSeq lists its product as hypothetical. The coding region runs from base 1 to 2625 and encodes 874 amino acids. The record is from RefSeq and is a predicted model, not a curated record. The transcript has a single exon. NCBI's taxonomy places the organism in Eukaryota, Euglenozoa, Kinetoplastea, Trypanosomatida, Trypanosomatidae.
AUGCGCUCAGAAACACGGCGUCGGGGCCGGCGUUGCAUAACCGUCCCGAUGUAUAUGGUGCUCCCAGCCUUAGUCAUGGUUACCUUCUUGUUAUGGAAUAAUAUGUCGCGCGAGCGUAAAAACAGAAUGAGAGGUGGCCACAUUGGUGAAGGAAGCCAUGCUGUUCGGGGUGGUUUGCCAGGGGUCGGAAACUUGCGGGCCUCGCCAGCGGUUUUUUCAUUUACCACGAAACUUCUGUCAGUAUUGACGGCAUUCGUGGACCAGGAAACUGAUGGAAUGCCUGCAUCAGUAGCGGCAGCUGGAGGAGCCACGGAUAUGUUUGGUUUGCCCCCGAAUGCAACGCCCGCGGCCAUUUUGCUGGAAUACUAUGAAACGCAGCUUCCUAAGUUCAACAAUGAGUUAGAAAAGAGGUUGGACAAUGGCUCCAUAAAGAAUGUCACACAUUCCGACACGUACUGGAGUCCAACUCAUGUCGCACGCCGCGGCUACGGGCUCGAGGGUAGUAUCUUCGUUGGUCUUCUGCACCAUGAAACGCCACUGGUUCGUAUGAGAAGGUCUGUUUCUCUAGAGAGUGUGUGUGCUAUGACAGUUCACAACUUAUAUGAAUCGGCACUUUGGUCAGUUGCUAUUUUCACCGGUAUCGUUGAGUUCCUCCCCGACGUAAUGACGGCUGAGGAAUCGGGUGGGCGCGGAGGUCACAACUCGUCCCGGUGGCCUUUCCCACCAUCGUCUCCAUGUAUUCCUGUUGCUUAUCAGUCUCACACGUGCGCCGAACGGUAUGGAUUCUGUCCACGGGACAACAUACGGCUGCGGCAACUGCGUGUGUCGGCUAAGUCACGAAGGCACAGCAAAGGAAGCAAUAUGGGUGGAGGCGAAGGUAACGUCAAGGUGAGUGAAAAAAAAGAAAAUCCACGCAGUCGAAGAGCUGAGGACGACUACGAGCAUGCUGGUUACAGGGAUGGGGAUGCUUCAAGUGGGAGUGAUGCAAGUGGAGGGCUCAGUGACUUUACCUCCAUUGCCUCCCAGCGGUAUGCAACGCUCGCCCUGUAUCGCGGCGAAACAUACGUGAUGUUUCUUAAUGCAGGCGUGUUGUUAGUGCCCUCAUGGGAUGUGACAGCGCGGCUCAUGCUACUAAGGCUCCCGUCACGACGGCCUAUACUCUCGCAGAUGGCAAACAUCAUACAGCGAGAUGUGGUGCAUCGCGCAUGGGAAGAAGUUGUGGUCCGCCACGUAAGCAAUGAAGGUCACAGACAUGAAGGGGUUAAGGAUCAUGGGGAUCAACAAUUCCGUGAUGACCAACGUGGAAAGGAAAGGGGAGGGACGGAAGAUUACUUCAACGUAGCUCACGAGAGAAAUCCUUCAAAGAAAAGGAGUGGAUCUGCUCUGUACGAUCUUGAAGGACUGCGUUUACACAGUUCCGAUGGAAUGGAGGACAAAGAGAAGGGGGAUGGAAACGGCGAAAGUGCUGCGGAAGGCGCCAGAGGAUUCGGGAGUGAAGAUGUUGUGGAGUUCCUUUUCCGACUUCCCACAGAGGAAGAUGGCGGUGAAGCAACCUCUGGAGCAGAACCUCUCAACUACCCGCGAAACGGAGCCUCGAUCCCAAAUGUGAGAACCCGGAUGCCAAAUAGUGCCCAAUUGUAUUGGAUGAAGAAAUUGCGUGAACCACUUCGUAAGAAACUGCUGACAAGUAUGAGUGAACAAAACACCACCUCCUACGUAUGUGGUGUGGCAGUAAAGAUGCAGCACAGCGAAGAAGGUUGCCGGAAAGUGUGCGAUGCGAAAAGCGACGGCGGCAGCAGUGGUUGUGGCAACGUGGAAAAUGGGGAGGACGUUAGCGCCACUGUGUCGGGGGGAGAGGGAGCAAAAUUCAAAUUGAGAUAUGAGUCCAGGCGCCGCCUCACAUAUGUCCUGCGCGAUCGGCGGUAUAUGGAGCCUCUACCCAUCCAUUGGUGUAAUGAGAAGAAUGAUGCGGUGUGCCUUGGAAGCAGGCGACAGGAAAGCUUUCCUUCGUCACUUUCGCAACCGUGGUUAAGCACAGAUUUCCUUUUCACUCGCGCAGGUGCCUUCUUUGAUUUCUCGCAUGACGCAGCAGACCACCAAAAUAGCCACAAUAAUAGUAGCAGUGGCAAUGCUGGGAAUCACGUUCCACUGGACCCGUACAUGGGUUUCCUGACACCAGAUGAAGAGGCCGUUUUACUUGCGGGGCGGUUGUGGACGCACGGCUGGGAUUUUUACGCCCCGACUGAGCCCAUUGCUUUUGCAGCUGUCGUCCACGCAAAAGGUGCCGGGAAUGGAACAAGCGGUAAUAACAAAGUCGCAAACAUGUCCUCUAAAGUGAGGGAUGCGCGAUUGCGGGGUUUGGUGCGCUUGAACUUUGUGCUAUUUGGCCAAUCCAACGCUGCGCGGGGGUUGAGAAGUGACGGGGAAGCGGCGCUUAAACACGUGGAGAAAUAUGGACUCGGAUCCCGCCGCUCUCGCGAGUCGUUUCUUCAGCAUGUUGGGUUGCGCUCAAGUCGCAGUGGCAGAAUGAUAUGCACUCAAGAAGAUGAUUUCGGCUGUGUGCAAAAGAAUGCCAAAAGCCCUUGGAAAUGGUACCACUGUGGAGAAGUGUGCAGUGGAUUGUAG